Molecule: messenger RNA, 853 nt
Organism: Opisthorchis viverrini
Lineage: Eukaryota; Metazoa; Platyhelminthes; Trematoda; Opisthorchiida; Opisthorchiidae
Exons: 5
Coding region: 1-714 (237 amino acids)
Cellular component (GO): mitochondrion; cytoplasm
Molecular function (GO): acetyltransferase activity; lipoic acid binding
Source: RefSeq, a predicted model, not a curated record
AUGCAUACCGUUAACAGAGCAAAGAAGGUGAACAAGAAGGCUCAGAGGGGUAGCAGAAGCGGAGGCAAACAGGCUGUCCAGCGGGCAAUGAAAACAACCAUGACCUUAUCCAACCAAAUUCCCCAUUUCGUGCUGUCUGCGGAGUUGGACGUUGCGGAACUGGUCGAACUACGUAGCCGGACUGCGAAGGCAUUUAUGGAACAGCAUGGGCUGAAGCUUACCUAUAUGCCAUUCUUCGUCAAGGCUACUUCACUGGCGCUUCUGCAGUUUCCUAUGCUAAAUGCUCAUACUGGUGAAAAUUGCGAACACAUGGUUUACAAGUUUACAACUUUGUCCUUACAUUUCUGCAAAAAGGCAGCGCACAACGUCGGCAUUGCAAUCGAUACACCAGAGGGACUUUUGGUUCCCAGUAUCAAAUCGGUGGAGCGGUUAUCCGUGAUUCAAAUUGCAACUGAGCUGAAACGCCUACAGGAUCUAGGAGCUCGCGGAAAGUUAGGAACCGACGACCUGAGUGGCACUACAGUCACUCUAUCGAAUAUUGGCAGCCGUUUACCCCGAUUCGGCGAUGAUGGCACCGUCACCGUUGGUCAUAUCCUCAACGUCAGUUGGGCAGCUGAUCAUCGCGUGAUCGAUGGCGCUACGGUAGCGCGGUUUUCAAAUCUGUGGCAAUCCUACCUAGAACGCCCAACUAAGUUGAUUCUUGAACUGAAGUAACUAGCUGCACGCACUUUUUGCCCGAUACGCUUAAUUUAUCAUCCCUUCCCGGUUAACAUAUUCUUAUUUUCGUGAUUUCCCGGUACACAUUGUGACUUUUUUGAUGAUUUUCAUUUCCAAAUACAAUGGUGAAUGCAUA